AUGCUGUCACAGGAGCCUCAGUCAUCAGAGAAUGCCAUCAGCCCCACGCCACAGGAGCCAAUUCGACAUCGCGAAAAGCAAGACGACGAUGAACUGAGCCAACAUCGGCCAGAGACUACUCAAAAUGUUCCCAAAUCGGAAAAGGACAACACUGAGGCGUCGAGUGCGGAGUCAUCGGCCCAGAACCCGCCGUUGUCAAGCAAAGACUGUGUCAUCAAACGGUUUUGGAGCGAACAAGUCAGCGUAGUGGUGGAUUUUGAGACUUGCCGCGACCACUUAGGGUUCCGCAGAGUCGCACUCAACAUGUGGACGGCGCUUUCCUCGCUCGGUCACUGA
Molecule: messenger RNA, 336 nt
Organism: Colletotrichum orchidophilum
Lineage: Eukaryota; Fungi; Ascomycota; Sordariomycetes; Glomerellales; Glomerellaceae
Exons: 2
Coding region: 1-336 (111 amino acids)
Source: RefSeq, a predicted model, not a curated record